Aphanomyces invadans is the source of this 276-nucleotide messenger RNA. RefSeq lists its product as hypothetical. The transcript is spliced from 2 exons. Lineage: Eukaryota; Oomycota; Saprolegniomycetes; Saprolegniales; Verrucalvaceae. The record is from RefSeq and is a predicted model, not a curated record. Bases 1 to 276 code for a protein of 91 amino acids.
AUGACGGUGCUGGUGGCGUUGACGGUGCAGUGCAUGAAAGGGUUUGGUCAGACCAUGAACUUGAUUUCGCGGGAGGCCAAGACCACACCUGACGGCAAGCAAGUCAUGGUGAUGCCCAACGCGUUUAUCAAUUCUGGAGCUCUGCGCGACGCCAUGGCGACCGAGCUGGGGCUCACCCCGUGUGGGUUUCUGCCGACGUUUGAAUCGAAGCUGUCGAACCGGUUGACCACUUAUAUCAACUACACGUCGACUCGGUUUGACCCCUACGAAGACUAG